Molecule: messenger RNA, 2183 nt
Organism: Lactuca saligna
Lineage: Eukaryota; Viridiplantae; Streptophyta; Magnoliopsida; Asterales; Asteraceae
Source: the annotation of a GenBank genome assembly
GACAAUUAUACGAUGGGAGAUACCUUGGUGAUCUAAUGAGAAACAAUACUAAGUUGAGUGUCCAACUCCAAAAUGAUAUAUAAGCCUAAAAAUUACUACACAGUUUGACUUCAAUUAGAACCGCUGACCUCCGGACAGACCACCGGCGGCAAUAGCACCGGAAGCCCGUCCCGCUUUCUAUGAGGACAACCUUCGUCUCCAGAGUUUUCGGCACCUCACCAAGGAAAAAACCGUUCUACCUUCUCAUCAUCUCCGCCACCGGCGCCGCUGCUCUUACUUACCACCAUACUCUAAACCCUCACCUGUUCCCCUCGCACUCUGAUCGACGCUCUCCUCUCUACUACAUCGCUACUUCAUUGAACGGUGCCGUUCGGUCCUCUCGCUCUCUCUAUACUAUUACUGCGAAUGUUGUCGACUACAAGUACUCGUUACAAGGGUUAUCGCCGGAUACAGAUGAAUAUAGAAGAAUUUUAUCUGAGGUUCAUCUACGCUCAGCCAAGAGGAUAUUAAAAUUAUGUGAAAUCAACCAAGGGUUCUACAUCAAAGCUGGUCAAUUUGUAGCAUCCAUGCGACAAGUUCCCAAAGAAUACUCAUCUACUCUUGCAUCAUUGCAGGAUCAGGCAGUUCCAUGUUCUUUUGAAGCUAUAAAAGAAGUACUAAUCAGCAAUCUUGGGUCAGACUUAAAAGAGAUUUUUCUGUCUAUUGAUGAAAAACCUAUUGCUGCUGCAUCCAUAGCUCAAGUGCAUCGUGCAUUAUUGAAAAACCAUCAAGAAGUAGUGCUUAAGGUCCAAUAUCCUGGUUUGAAAAAUCGGAUGAGAAUGGACAUUGCAACCAUGUCUCUACUCUCCAAAUGUGUCACAUGGGCGACUUCAUUUGAUGAUUAUUCAUUGAUGAGGUGGCAACUAAGACGCAAUUUUUUUCCUGAAUAUCGGUUUCAAUGGAUGGUAUCAGAAUUUUCAGAGGUGAUUGCUUUGGAACUUGAUUUCAUUCAGGAGGCAAGAAAUUCAGUCAAAACUGCCAUGAACUUUAAGCAUAGUAGCAGAAUCAGAAUCCCCAAGGUUUUUCAGGAGAUAACCACUAGCCAGGUUUUGACAAUGCAAUAUUGCAAGGGACGAAGGGUAGAUGAUUUGGAAUUUAUUCAGGAAAUGGGAAUUGAUCCAAAAAAGGUUGCAAAAGUGUUGGUGGAAGCAUUUGCUGAAAUGAUAUUUGUCCAUGGUUUUGUGCAUGGAGAUCCACAUCCUGGGAAUAUACUGGUUUCCCCAGAUGAAAAACAAGGCUUUUGUUUAGUUGUUCUUGAUCAUGGGAUCUAUACAAGUCUAGAUGAAGAAUUUAGAGUAAACUAUUGCCAACUUUGGAAAGCACUGAUUCUUUUGGACUCGCAUAAAAUCCAACAAGUAGGCCAACACUUUGGUAUCGGGAAAUACGCUAAAUAUCUUCCCCUCAUUUUCACAGGAAGAACAAUCAACAGCAAAGCUGGUUUUGGGAAAGGAAUGUCGGUUGAAGAAAAAACAAAUCUGAAACAGGAAGUGAAAUCGCUUACAGCUGGCAAUAUAUCAGAAUUUAUGGAAUCUUUACCCUCACAAUUUCUUACAGUAUUGCGUACAGAUGCACUUAUCAGGUCAUUAACUAGCAAGCUUGGUUCUCCUCCACGUGUACGGCUACUAGUGUAUGCCAACUUUGCAUUAGACGGUCUAUCCUCAAAGCCCAAUCUUCAUUCUGAUUUUGUUGUAUGGACCAGAAUCAUGUCAAGAAUUAAUCAUCUUCAACUCAGGCUCUUACUCGGGGUAUUGCGGUUGUUGUAUUGGUUGGGGGAUACAAGACAGGCGCUCAUGUCAUGGUUAAAACAAGUUACGUUCUUAAUGAAUCGACUUAUCAUUUUGGAGUAAAAAGUGUGUAUAUUAAAUAGCAAGCUUUUGGUGUAAACUAAUAUUUGAUUGGUAGUUUAGUCUAAAUUUCUUUUCAUUACGUAUCAUCAUUAUUUGUCUACAAUUUCAUCACAUUUAAACACACCUCGUAUGUUAGAGCUCAUUUGAGAGUUUUUGGUGGAUCCACACAAAAUAGAAACAACUUAGUUGGAUCGUUGCCCAUUAAUUAAUGAUUAAACAAACAAAACAUAAAUUCCAACUUAGUUGGAUCAUCAUUUGGGCAGAUUCGAUUCAGAUGGUUGGUGGCCAACAGAAGGC